This is a messenger RNA of Cervus elaphus (red deer), 2522 nucleotides long. It is a transcript of the gene AAR2, whose product is annotated as AAR2 splicing factor. Bases 206 to 1360 code for a protein of 384 amino acids. NCBI's taxonomy places the organism in Eukaryota, Metazoa, Chordata, Mammalia, Artiodactyla, Cervidae. The transcript has 4 exons. Gene Ontology annotation, biological process: spliceosomal tri-snRNP complex assembly. The record is from RefSeq and is a predicted model, not a curated record.
GCAGCUUCCUGUCCUGUUUUAACUGUUCUGCUUUCGUUGUCUCUGUGGUCCGGUCACUCCUCUUCCCGGCUGGGGAUCCCGGAGGGCCUGAACUCGGGCACCGAGCGGGGACUGUGGCGUCCCGGUCUUGAGCCGGUGGUGGGACCCACCUCCCUCUUUCAGCGGAAUAGAAGAGUUUUCUUUUUGACCACUCACCCCUGGCCCCAUGGCUGCCAUGCAGAUGGAUCCUGAGCUUGCCAGGCGCCUCUUCUUUGAAGGGGCCACCGUGGUCAUCCUGAAUAUGCCCAAGGGGACAGAGUUUGGCAUUGACUACAACUCCUGGGAAGUGGGGCCCAAGUUCCGGGGCGUGAAGAUGAUCCCGCCGGGCAUCCACUUCCUCCACUACAGCUCUGUGGACAAGGCCAAUCCCAGGGAGGUGGGCCCUCGCAUGGGCUUCUUCCUUAACCUGCAGCAGCGGGGGCUGAAGGUCCUACGCUGGGAUGCGGCCCGGGAAGAGGUCGACCUGUCCUCAGCCCCAGAGGCUGAGGUGGAGGCCAUGAGGGCCAACCUCCAGGAGCUGGACCAGUUCCUGGGACCUUACCCCUAUGCCACGCUCAAGAAGUGGAUCUCCCUCACCAGCUUCAUCAGUGAGGCCACCGUGGAGAAGCUGCAGCCCGAGAGUCGACAGAUCUGUGCCUUCUCAGAGGUGCUGCCUGUGCUCUCCAUGAAGCACACCAAGGACCGGGUGGGGCAGAACCUCCCCCGCUGCGGCAUCGAGUGCAGGAGCUACCAGGAGGGCCUGGCCCGGCUGCCCGAGAUGAGGCCCAGGGCGGGCACAGAGAUCCGCUUCUCCGAGCUGCCCACACAGAUGUUCCCAGCGGGCGCCACGCCGGCCGAGAUAACCAGACACAGCAUGGACCUGAGUUACGCCCUGGAGACGGUGCUCAGCAAGCAGUUCCCCUGCAGCCCCCAGGAUGUGCUCGGUGAGCUUCAGUUUGCUUUCGUGUGCUUCCUGCUGGGGAAUGUGUACGAGGCCUUCGAGCACUGGAAGCGGCUCCUGAACCUCCUGUGCCGGUCAGAAGAGGCCAUGGCGAAGCACCGCACCCUCUACAUCAGCCUCAUCUCCGUCCUGUACCACCAGCUGGGCGAGAUCCCCGCCGACUUCUUUGUGGACAUUGUCUCCCAGGACAACUUCCUCACCAGCACCUUACAGGUUUUCUUCUCCUCCGCCCGCAGCGUUGCUGUGGAUGCCACCCUGAGGCAGAAAGCCGAGAGGUUCCAAGCUCACCUGACCAAGAAGUUCCGGUGGGACUUUGAGGCGGAGCCUGAGGACUGCGCCCCGGUGGUGGUGGAGCUCCCCGACGGCAUGGGGACUAGCUAACUGGGAGAGCUCUUGGCCAGGGGAGACCCCCUUCCCCACGGCCGCAGUCCUGGCUUCUCCAUUCACCCAGGCUACUGGGACCUGCUGGGGCAGGAGCCCCGCUAGGUUCUGCAAAGAUGAAGCCAGAAUCCCCUCCUUCACCCGUAACCAAGUCCCUUCAGUGCCAGAGAGGCUGUUCGCCAUCUAGCAGGCACCUUGUGGGUGCCGUCAGCCUGGCCAUGGUGCUAACCCAACUGAAUUCCAAAUGGGCGCUCGGGAGAGACCUGCCUCAGCAGCAGUCUACUUCCUUCCAGAAGAAAAGCUGUUGUGCCCCAAGCCCAAGAGAAAGGAUUGCUUAUUCCAUAGAGUGGUUUCAGGAAACCCUGGACUGCCCAGGAGUCUGAGAGGUCAGUUGUUGACUUUUUAAAAGUUAAACACAGGGUAAUAGGGAAAUGAGCCAGAAUUUCUGCCUGCCCCUUGUGGAUGGGAAUACAUCACAGAAAACAUGGGCCUGUGACCUCUCUGGAGCCCCAGGUUGAGGAGGGCGAAAUAAGACAAUGGGUAAAAUCUGGCGAGUGUCAGCUCUUGCAGUCUCUUAAGUUCCUUGCUCCUGUCCAGAGGUCCCAGUGGAAAACCUUUCAAGAUGGUUGUGGCCCCUGACCUCAUAGGCCUUGCUCGUGCCACUGUCCUCCCACCUGUUCCAUUCUGAGGCCCCAGUCCCAGAAGUGGCCCUUGGCAACCCCCCCAGAUGGCCCUGUUCCUCACCAGAGUCACCACGACUAUUUCUGAUGAGCUGGAGAUUCAGCAACAAAGAGAACGGGUCUUCCUCUGGACAGGCUUCUUUGGCCUCAUGGAAGUUCUGCAUCUUUAUCCAGAGCUCCAGAGACGACCUUGUCAGCCUGGGUCCCCCUGUCCUGCUGUGGAGACCACAGCAGUGGAUGAUGGUUCCUGUUUCCCGGGUGUCCUGAGGGGCUCGCCCGUCAUGCACACAGGCCCUGUCACCCUGACCUCACACUGUUGUACCUUGAUGAGGGUCCCUGUCCCAUUGCCUCCCAAGGCUGUGGCUCACUCCAGGUUUCUGAAUGAGAAUCCCUGCUGGUUAAGACUUUAAACUCUACUUGUUUCCUUGGAAUUGUUUUUCCAAGAGCAUAAUGUACAUUAAAGUCUUGGAGUUGAGACUAAA